Pleurotus ostreatus (oyster mushroom) is the source of this 1884-nucleotide messenger RNA. RefSeq lists its product as uncharacterized. NCBI's taxonomy places the organism in Eukaryota, Fungi, Basidiomycota, Agaricomycetes, Agaricales, Pleurotaceae. The record is from RefSeq and is a predicted model, not a curated record. The coding region runs from base 1 to 1884 and encodes 627 amino acids. The transcript has 3 exons.
AUGGCCGCGCUGUAUCUCCACAACGCCAUCUUUGUGCCAGAGCCCUCGGAGGACUCCAUGCACUCCCACCACCGCACCGCGUCGAGCGGCACGCUGCGCACGACCACCUCCGAUUCGCACCCCACCGAGCCCCUUCUGCGCAACACAGCGUCAGAAUCAUCCCUCACGUACCGCGAUCUGCUCUCGCACCAGCCCUCGCACCCGAACAUGCAGGGCUUCCCCGGCGCAGGCGACACCCGUCUCGAUCUCUUCUCGGACACCCUCGGCGUCGAGGAGCGGAAGGGGUACACAGAACUCGCGGUGCGCCGCCGAUUGCGCCGCCUGCGCCUCGUCAAACGCUUGCUGGAGCUCAUAAUCGCGAUAUGGACAGCGUACAACAUCGUGCGCUAUUUCAUCGCGUACACCGUGUACACGUCUUUUCGGGGGCAGAUCGCAGCGGUGUCGCUAGGCACCAUCACGUCCGUGUCGCUCGCGAUAUUCCUGACGUCUGAGGUGCUCGCGGUCCUGAAGGCGUAUCUGAUGUUCCACGACGUUCCCCUCCAGUUUCAGUUUAUCCUGCGCACUGUUCUGCAUGCAAUCUCGCAUUUCUUGCUCCUCGUGCCGACGAUCGUGAAUAUUGCGCUGGUAGUCGCAUGGAGGAACCUUAAACGCCCCGAUAUCGCCUUCCUGGAACGAUGUAAUAUGGACAUCGAUGUUGUGUGGUCGGUCUCGAGCGUAAAAUGCAGUGCAUGGACAUGGCAGACGUGGUUGUCCUUCGCUAUCGUCCGUAUAAUGCUUACAAUCGCACUAAUAGUCCUUCAUUUCUAUACCGCAUUCGCAUACCAGCGCACGCGACGUCCUGGGCAUCUCCCACGGCGUCCCUUCAUUUUACGACACGGCCACGGCCGCGGGCAGAGUGCGACCGAGCUAUUACCCAACGCCCCACCCCCCAGCGCCGCCCCCCACUCAGCCUCUUUCGCCGACAACCACACACAUCAGCCCUCCUAUACCACCCUCGCGUCCUCCUCCCGCCACGCACGCUCCUCAAACUCCCUGCGCCGCCAAUCAUCCUCGCAAACCCGGCUCAACCGUGCUCCGCGCCACUCACCCAACUCCUCCUCAUCUGACCUCUCUUCCACCGAACUAGACGUCCACAACAACCCGUUAAAAGCCGAUUCCGGCAUGGAUGGCUUCCUCGACCGGUACAGCUCGGUCAUCAGCCAGAUACACCGCGAGACGGAGGAGGGGAUGCUCUACGCGCAGCCCGACACGCCGCGGCUGCCCCCCGGCGCGGCGCCGCCCCGCCCGCCCGAGAACUACAUCCACACCAUGGCGGCGUACGACGAGUACGGGCGGCCGCGCCCGCCGGAGGGCCACGUGCGGGUGAUGGGCGCGCUGGUGAAGAGGAUGCCUACGAUCGAGUCGAUAGGAUCCGGGGAGGCCGCCAGUGUUCUCUCGGCCCGCGGCGGGAUGCGCACGCCUUCGCCGCAUAAUUCUGGGAGCCGGCCGCCCACGCGGGCGAACACGUUCUCUACUAUGGGCAGCGAGCCGCCGAGCCGGGCGAACAGCCUGUCGGUUGCUGUGGAGCGGGUGGCUUCUGGGAGCCCUGGGUCCAGCAGCGGCAGCGGGGGAGGGGGAGGGGCGGGGGGAGGAGGGGGAGUUCUGGGAGGCGUGUCGGAGGUGUUGGAGGUGUUGGAGGAGGGCGGUGGGAGUGGGGAUGGGGAUGGGGGGGUGUCCGAGCUGGGGGAGGUCGCUACGCCGCGGCUGGGGAGCGCCGGGACCGCGGGCACGGCGGACACAGGUAGGGAUACGAAUCGGACGAACUCGUAUUCGUAUUAUACGGCCCGGAGUGGGAGCACGGUGACUUCUGCUUCUGCGAGGUCGAGUCCGGAGGACGCGUCGUAG